Messenger RNA from Candidozyma pseudohaemuli, 876 nucleotides. It is a transcript of the gene OXR1, whose product is annotated as Oxr1p. The transcript has a single exon. Gene Ontology annotation, biological process: response to oxidative stress. The record is from RefSeq and is a predicted model, not a curated record. Gene Ontology annotation, cellular component: nucleus. Bases 1 to 876 code for a protein of 291 amino acids. NCBI's taxonomy places the organism in Eukaryota, Fungi, Ascomycota, Pichiomycetes, Serinales, Metschnikowiaceae.
AUGAGUGUGGAUGUUUCGGAUACAAAGCCCGAGGGAAGGGUCCCUAGAAAGCAACCCUCACUUUUAGGGCGUCUUUUGGGCUCUCAGAAAUCCCCAACCCCUGAGCUGCGCCUGACCCUGGCAUCACCAGAUCCACUCCCACCCUUAUCAGAUCUCCAGCUUCUGGGUUAUGCCAAAGGAACAAAACAUAGGGUGCUUGACGAGGAAUUGGCGCUGAAUAUAAGAUCAUUACUUCCUCCUCGGCUCCAGCUCUACAAUGAAUGGGAGCUCUUGUACUCCUUGGAGCAACACGGCAUCUCCUUGAACUCGCUAUAUCGAAACUGCCGUCCUGAAACACAGAAGCAUAAUCUUAAUGUCAGGAAGGCAAGGGCCAAUGGCGACUCAGGCGGCUUUGCUGAAGGCGUGGUCAAGAAUAUGGUCACUUUUGGUGAGAACCCGCAUGCUCGGGGUAGUAGACCACACGGUUACAUCGUGGUGAUUCAGGAUGAGCACAAGAACAAGUUUGGCUGCUACCUCAACGAGCAUCCUCGCCCUCUGGAACACAAACGAUACUACGGAAAUGGCGAAUGCUUCUUGUGGAAGACAGAGUGGUACAAUGCACCUCAGGAACCCAAAAGGCGAAGAGACCGUCGUUUCAAGGCAUUUCCUUACACGGGACUCAAUGACAACUUGAUCUACUCAAACGUCGACUUUAUAGCUGUUGGCUCUUCCCAUGGUAACAACGGGCUAUAUAUCGACAAAUCUCUUUACCUGGGUGUCUCGUACCCUUGCGAGACUUUCGGCAAUGAGAUCUUAUGUGACCACGAAUCUGGUGCAGAAUACGGCUCCUUCAAGAUCAUGAACCUCGAAGUGUGGAGGGUGGGUGAGCUUGAGUGA